AUGACAACACAAGAAAUAAAGUGUGAAAAUCAUUUUGUUCAAACCAUGAAACGAACGAACAAUGGACGUUUCAUUGUGAAACUGCCUUUCAAGGUGGAUCCAGCAAAACUCGGCAAAUCUAGGGGCAAUGCGGAGAGGCGACUUUUCAAAUUAGAAUGGAGAUUAGCACGAAACCCAGAACUACGCAAACAGUACAAUGAAUUUAUGGACGAAUACAAGCAACUGGGGCAUAUGACGGAAAUAGAUGAAGGAAAUCAGGCACUCCAACUGGACAUAACCCAAGAAAGGGAGGAAAACGUGAAGACACUAGGAUUAGUUUGGACUCCUAAGACAGAUGAAUUUCAAAUUAGAUGCCCAUACACGGAAUCUAAGAAAGUAACAAAGAGAUCAGCGCUAUCCGAUAUCGCUCAUCUGUUCGAUCCGCUAGGAUUGAUGGCACCAGUUACAGUUACUGCUAAAAUCUUCCUUCAAAGGCUGUGGAGUCUCAAAAUAGGUUGGGAUGAAGAAAUUCCUUUAGAACUACAGGCGGAAUGGUCAAGAUAUUAUAAUGACUUGCAGGGGCUGAAUCAAAUUAAGGUACCUCGUCACAUAUUUGGAGGGAAGGUACCUGAAAAAAUACAGUUACAUGUCUUUUCGGACGCUUCGGAAAAGGCGUAUGGUGCAGCGGUAUAUUUACGAGCUAUUCAGUCAGAUGGGGUUCGCACAGUUCGUCUUUUAUGUGCAAAGUCGAAGGUGGCACCAUUAAAACGAGUGACCCUACCAAUAUUGGAAUUGUGUGCAGCAAGGCUAGCAGCUGAACUCGCUCAUCGGCUUAAACGGGACAUAGAAAUUCCAGACUAUAAUUGCUUUUACUGGACCGACUCCGAAAUUGUCCUAAAUUGGAUCAAUGCAGAAGCAUCGUCAUUUUAUACGUUCGUGGCUAAUCGAGUCGCUGCUGUACAACAAAAAUCCUCACCCAAGCAAUGGAGGCACAUACAUUCAAAGGAGAAUCCAGCAGAUUUGGUAUCGAGAGGUGUCGCUCCAGGAAAACUGCAGAAUUAUGCCCUCUGGUUCUAUGGGCCUAUAUUUCUUCAUGGGACUGAAGAGUGCUGGCCGGAAAGGUUUCAUAGUGUAGAUACCACCUUGGAGAAAAAACGUUCAAAAAUGGUAUUGGCCAUGGUGAAGGACUCAAUUUCCCUUAUCAAUCAAAUCGACCAUCAAAACUCUUUUCAACGACUGCAACGCAUAAUGGCACAUGUGCUACGGUUCGUUAGGAAUGCACGAACAACAAACCACAAGGAACGAGAAAAAUCGCUCUUAACUGCAAGCGAAAUGGAGGAAGCCUUGCGAGUAAUAGUAAAGGAAGCUCAAUGGCAUGUGUAUCGAGAAUCUAUGCAGCAACUAACAUGUAACAAGCAAUUAAACAACAGCGAUCCAUUGAGCAGUCUGCAUCCAUUCUUAGACGAAUUCGGACUUUUGAGAGUCGGCGGUCGGCUUGAAGCUUCAAAUUUAACUUAUGAUACCAAACACCCGAUCGUCCUUCCUUACGGCCAUUACGUAACUCGAUUGAUUUUAAAUGAUCUGCACCAUAAGCAUCUUCACGCCGGACCACAAGCCUUAUUGGCAAUAGCGAGACAACGAUUUUGGCCUAUCAAGGGCAAAGCAGCCAUCAGAUCUAUCGUGCAGAGCUGUAUGAAAUGCGCAAGGGUGAAACCAAAACUCAUGACGCAGCUCAUGGGAAACCUGCCCGCCCAUCGAGUACAACCAGCCAGACCAUUCACGAAUACUGGUAUCGACUUCGCCGGCCCUCUAUGGAUUCACUUUAAGGGGAGAGGCAAUCGUCCGCAAAAGGCGUACCUUGCUGUUUUUUGUUGCUUUGCACCAAAGGCGGUGCACCUGGAACUAGUGACGAAUCUAACGACAGAAGCCUUCAUCAAUGCGCUGAAACGUUUCAUUGGACGUAGAGGACAUUGUCGAAAUCUAUAUUGCGACAAUGCAACUAACUUUGUGGGCGCCAAAAAUCAACUAGCAGAAUUAAACGAAAGCAUAUACGGGGAACAAUCCCAAGAACAACUGAUCAAUUUUUGCACACCCAAGGGUAUUGAUUUUCAUUUUAUUCCACCAAGAUCGCCUCAUUUCGGUGGCCUGUGGGAGGCGGCAGUAAAAUCUGCCAAACACUUUUUAAUCAGAAACACGUCCCCAGCAAAACUUACGUAUGAAGAAAUGGCAACUUUAAUAAUCGAAGUCGAGGCUAUUUUGAAUUCAAGGCCACUGACACCUCUAUCAUCCGAGGCGAGAGACCUUACGGCAUUAACUCCAGGCCAUUUCUUAAUUGGGGAACCACUAACGAACCCAAUUGAUGUACACGCCCAAGCAGUAAAGGCAAAUUUACCGCAAAGAUGGAAGGAAAUCAACGAUAUAAAGAAUAGAUUCUGGCAAAGAUGGUCAAGUGAAUAUUUGUCGGAACUGCAACAGCGUCAAAAAUGGAAACAGAGCUGCGAAAACGUAAAACCUGGAAUGCUGGUGGCUAUCAAAGAAGACAAUAUUCCCGUUCUGCAGUGGAGAUUGGGGCGAAUAAUAAAGGGGAUAAAAGGUCGAGAUGGUCUAAUAAGAAUAGCAGGGAUCAAAACAUCGUCAGGAGUCCUACAGAGAGCAAUUCAUAACUUAGCACCGUUACCGGUAGAACCGAAUGACACGGAAGACUCCUCGCAGCAAAAACCCCCAGCUCCAUCAACGGAACGGAUUAUAGAUACCUGCACGCAAAACUCAGAAGCAACUCGAUGUUCAAGAGCGAAGAAGAAGAGAAUUUCGCACUCCCCUGUAAACCUGCUACUGUGGACGAUUGAUCCAGAACAACGGUUGACCUAA
Molecule: messenger RNA, 2847 nt
Organism: Hermetia illucens (black soldier fly)
Lineage: Eukaryota; Metazoa; Arthropoda; Insecta; Diptera; Stratiomyidae
Exons: 2
Coding region: 1-2847 (948 amino acids)
Biological process (GO): DNA integration
Molecular function (GO): nucleic acid binding
Source: RefSeq, a predicted model, not a curated record